Messenger RNA from Adineta steineri, 825 nucleotides. The record is from the annotation of a GenBank genome assembly. Lineage: Eukaryota; Metazoa; Rotifera; Eurotatoria; Adinetida; Adinetidae.
AUGAAUAAUCAUCGAUGUAUAAGUCAAAAAUCUUUAAUUAGUAUUCGAAAAUGGUUAUUAGAUGCAGGUGACGGUCCAUCACCAUCAUUUUGUAGUCCUUCUUCAAAAUUUAAUUGUAAUAUCAAACAAAAAUCAGGUUUAGAUAAGAUAAUGAAAAGAAAAAAACAUAAGAAUUAUAAAUAUUAUUCAAAAUCAACAUCAAUAUUCGACUGGUUCUAUGAAUUUAUUAAGAAAAUCUUUACAAAUCAUGAAAGAAUGGAUGAUACAAGUCUAUCAACAAUAACAUAUUCUACUUGUCAUUAUAAUGAAAUUCGAAAUCCUAUUUCGUCGACAUUAAAAUCAAAUAAUAGUAGUUCAAUUUUAUAUUCAAAAAUUAAAUCUAAAUUAAUGAGAACUACGGCAACUAGUAGUUCAAAUUUAAAUUUUCUUUUAUUAAAAUCUGUACAGACGCAAACAAAUACUAAUGAACAACAAUCGUCAGCCUAUCCACUUUAUUGUUUUUCUAUAAAAGAUGGACAGAUAUUACCUUUAAUGCUAUCAUUACCCUCUUCUUCACUACCAAUUUCUAUUAAUAAUGAAAAAUCUGAAUCUAUCACAAAUCUUUCUACUGCUUCAUCAGAUUCAAAUAUAAUUUCAUUACAAACAAUUGAAAAUAUUCGAAAAAAUAAGAUUAAUCAUCCUUUACCAUCACUAUUACAUGAUACACAUAAUUGUUUAAUUGAAUGUUAUCAAUCUUCAAAUACAAAUUCUUCUGAAACCAUCUUUGCAGAAAGUACAUGUCAAUUAAUAAAACAAGCAUGGCGUUCAUCGACAAUUAAUUCAUAA